CACACACAAACACACACACACACACACACACACACACACCCAACCCCCUGUGAUGCCAACCGCUCCAUGGCUGGACUGGGACGGCAUGUCUGACGAGAAGGCGGUUUAAUGUGAAACCAAACCUGGAUAUAAUGGAGGAAUCGAUGUGUUGACGAAGAUGCAUGAAAAAGACAGUCGGUCUCCGCGGCGGGAUGUUUGGCGAUAAACGAGCAGAGGAACACGGAGAGAGAAAUUUGAGUCACCAUAAUCCAUCUGGACGCUGGGGGGGAAGAUGAGGACCAUGAUGGCUUCGAUGAAAGCAGCAUUAUUCGUAUUUGUACACGGGGUGCUCCAGUAUGCUGUGUGCCGUGACGUAACCCUUCCCAUAGGAACCCUCUACCGCGUGGCAGGGUUCCCCAUCUCCCUCCCGUGUUCUGUAUCGGGACACGAAGGCCCACGCACGCAGGACUUCGAGUGGUUCCUGUACAGGGACGAUGCUGGCGGGAGACAGAUGGGAGUCGUGUCCACCAGGGACAAGGGCUUCCCCUACGCCCCAUUUCAGCCCCGGGUGACUAAUGGGGAAGUCAGGGUGGAGAGAGACUCUGGGGACAAAGUGCGACUGGUGAUCCAGAGGCUCCGGGCUGAAGACCAGGGGAAGUAUGAGUGCUACACACCCAGUACUGAUGCCAACUACCAGGGGAACUACAGCGCCACAGUUAGUGUCAAAGUGAUCCCUGACACACUCCAGGUCAGCUACAUCCGCUCACUCACCAACCAGCCCGUACCAGAGGGGGCUGAAUUGACGCUGACAUGCUCAGCUGGCAUCCAAUCAGAGCAGCUCACCCACCUGUCAGUCAUGUUCGGUAAGAAGAGUGGAGCGGAGGGUGCAGGGAGUGCCGGUGCAGGAGGGGAGGUGAGCACUGUUAGAGAGAUCAUCUCCAUUGACAAGAUGCUGGGGGUCGUCCCCGGACGCGGGUACAAGAAGAGGUACGAUGAGGGAGAGAUCACCCUGGAGAAGAGGAGUGGGGAAGGAGGCCUGGAUCUGUACGUGAUGAAGAUGAAGGGGGUGCAGCCGGACGACACUGGAUCGUACUUCUGUGAAUCUUCACAGUGGAUUCGGGACCCUGAUCGAUCAUGGCAGAAGAUCGCACAGAGGACGCUGGAUAUUGGCAACUUGACCGUUCAGCAACUAGCGGAGUCACUGAGUGUAACAUCCUCACCCCAAGGGGAGGUGACCCUGCAGAUCGGUUCCCCUCUCAUCCUGACCUGUGAGGUGUUAGGGAUGCCGUCUGAUGUCAACUCUGGACUUCUUGUUCAGUGGAUGAAGAGGGGAUCUGCAAGCAGCGAUGUAGGUGGAGCAGGGGGCGUCGAGGUUGAGGUUGCCCGGAUGAGCCCCGAUGGUGUAGUGAGCUGGGGGGACGACCUCAGCCGAUCUAGUGGAGGCUCUAUGGAGAAAGUGUCAGAGGGAAAGUACUCUCUGAAGCUGUUCUCGGCCCGCCCUCUGGACUCAGGUGUGUAUCGGUGUGUGGUGAGUGUGUACGCGGGGAGAAGAAAUCCUGGUCCCUCUACUCCUGCAACACACACCCAGAGAUCUGAGGGAGUCACUGUCAACCUCAAGACAAAAGAUGUGCUAGUUGCAGCCGUGGCUCAGCUCCCUCGAGGUCCCUUGUUAAAAAGGGGUAGCACCAUCACACUGAUCUGCAACGCCACUGUGAAAACUACAGGUCCUGCCCAGGCUCAGGUGCAGUGGCUGCGGUGGCCAAUCCCUGCACCUUUCAUCAAGAAGGAACAGAGCACAGGUCCUUAUGUCACUCUACCAGCUCCCCCUGUUGAGGAAAAACCCAAACUGGUAGCUGCCCUCAUGUAUGACGGUGUAUCAAAGAUCUACACUAACACCAGUGAAGUUAGCAUCGACCGCCUGUCCACUGUCAGCUACAGACUGAGGGUCCACACAGCAACAAUGGAGGAUCAGGGCAUGUAUGCGUGUCAUGCUGAAGCUUGGGGACAGGACCCACAUGGAGGCUGGUACAACACAGGGGCCAGAUCAGAGUCAAAUGCAGUGACUGUUUACCUGUAUGCCAGAGCUGCUGACCUCCUCCUCAUCCCUCUGGUUGUUGGAGUGGCCUCUGCCUUGUUCGUGGGCAUCCUCAUCAUAGCAACAGUAACUUGCUGCUUCAUGAAGCGUCUGGCAAGGCAGCGCGCUCAAAAAUAAGCUUCUGCUGUGGCUGGCUUUGGGAAAUCUGAAUGUUCAUAAGGAGGCACAACAAGGUGAUGCGCAGGACAUUACGGAUGAAAUGGUAAAGAAAAAUGAAUUCAAAAACGACUCAAACUGGUACUAAAUUGUCUGUGUUUUGGACCCAACAUUGUAACAAUCAAUGCCAAAAGAUUCAGUUUUAUAUUCUCUUGUAUUUUUAUAUCCAAACCUUCUCUGAAAACAAUGUAUUUUGGUGAUAGCUCCAUCUCAAACAAGUAGACAGACUAAUGUAGAUUUUUAAAGCCAACACUCAGUGACCCCAUUAAUCUCAGCCUCAAAAACCUUUUGAUGAUCCUUUAUUCCAGUGUAUCAUUCUUUAACUUUAAAAGACUCAAAAUACAGGCAAGAUUUCUUACAAGGACAAAUAUGAAAAAAGGAUUUCAGAUGUGAGGUUUCUGCAGACGUUGAAAAUUAUCUCUCAGAAGUCAUCGUUUCAUUGCUACAGUGUAAAAACACCAAAUUGUUCAGAUGUUUUCAAUUGGUGCUGUAUCCCACAGUGAUAAGUGAUGGUUCUGUUUCCACACAAACAAAAAUUAAUGGUUCUCACAAUAUGAUGAUUGUGUUCCAGUUGUUCUUUCCUCAAACAGCAUGCUUUUCUUGUAUUACAAACAUCGACAAAGCCUGAACGUCUCUGCAUGCUUAAGCCUCUAGCACUGCCACUGACAGUCACAUGAAUGCUGAUGGGAGCAGUUAAGCCUCCAGAAACUUAAUACGAGAAGGGAUCUUCCACUGCCUGCAGUCAGGCCGCACUGAGCAUGUAAACAAAGUCUCUGUCUGUUACUUAAUGAGGAAGGCUCAGGCCGAGGACUUUCUGAUGCCAAGACCAAUUGAGAAGUGAUUCUAAACACGAGCAUUCCUUGCCUGUGACGCUGACACGCUGAAGUGAGUUUUCUUUACGGACUUGUAUAGAUUUGACGAAGAGAAAUGGAAAAGAUAUCCAUUAUGCACUGAGCUAAAAUGUGUAAAUAUUGUACGGAGUUUUGCUGUUUUAUUUUUCUUAAUGUAAGUAAGGCUGUAGCCAUGUUAGUCUUGUGCAAAGCACCCCUGUUUAACAUUCUGCAGCAGUAUGCUCUGCUCUUUUCAAGCACUUGGACAUAAACAGGACUGGGACCAAAGCCCCUCUUUAUCCUUCUUCUACUUGAUUUUUUCCAGUUGAAAAGUCACUUCUUUGCUGUGCUUGAGGAAGCUUUCUUUCCUCUUCUUCUUUGUGUGAUGGUUCCUUUGCUCCUGUAAAGUGACUGAGCUAGAGAAAGUACUGUGAAAAAGAAUCCCCUGUUUGUUACACUGAGCAACAGAAAAUCUCUUGUGUUGUGUCACACUGUUUAGGCUCCUGGAGGUUAAAAUCUCCUGAGCUGUGCAGUCAUAUGACUUGAUGAAGUCUCAAUACCCUCAUCAUCAUAGUCAUCAUGUGGUCAAGGCCGCAUAUUUCUACUGCCAAGACUUAUUAUGACUUUAUCCCCUGCUGCUAGCCCGCAGAAAUCUGUUUGACAGAUUUACUGUGUCUGCGCACUUAUAAUGAGUGAAAUCCAUCCUCCUCUUCCUGUUUAAAAUAACACUUAAGAACAUUGUGGUCAAAGAGUGUGAUCUAUUGAAGCUGGAAAUGUGUUAAUGGAAAAGAGACAAAUAGUACUAUUUGUUGUCAUCCAGCUGGCAGCUCUCUAAUGAGACUCUUCCAGGUCAAUUUUCCCCUGUAUCUUUACAUUUCUGUUCUCUGAGACAUACUUUAGGUUCUCGGUUUUAGUUUUUUUUUACACGAGAGUCCCUCUAAAAUCUGCCUGUCCUCCCUAACCUGUGCUCUCUCUAAACCCUGAUUAUAAAUGUUGUUCACGAACAUUAGGGAAUAAAAUCACAGCUCUGCCCGCUUCCAGAGCCACUUUGCUCCAGAUCAACUCCUCAAAGCUGAUUUUGCUCACUCACACACCCGCCCACCACAUGAUUACACAUAAACACACACACAUACACGUGCACACAGUGGCAGCAGAGGCACAGUGCUCUGCUGGCUGACAUUCCCGAUAGAAGUAUGUGAGUAUCUGCGUGUUCAUCUGUAAUCCCUGUUUAUGGCUGCAGUGUGUGUCCUGCUGUCCCUCCCCCUCCCUCUCACUGUGUUCCAGUCGGCCAUGCUCGCAUUCGAUUCAUUUCAAUCUCUAUUCCCUGAGAAUUACAGCCAGCUGUGAAAAAGUGUAGCACAUUGCGUGCAGAGUGUGAAAGCUGCUGUCUAAGUCGUACUUUUCUUUGAAGAUGUUUAAAACCCUUUCUUGAAGGUGUUAUGUUUUGUUUGUAUUGUUUACUCAUGCUUUAAAACCACUGUUCCGUAAUGCAUCUUGCUGCCAUUGAAAUGUAUAAAGGCGGAUUAUUGCUCAGUUUUUUUCUUAUGGUGCUUUGGCAAACCUGCCAGUUGAUAAACCAAUAAAAACACUCUGGAUUUAUAAUGUCACUUAA
Notolabrus celidotus (New Zealand spotty) is the source of this 4672-nucleotide messenger RNA. RefSeq names its product immunoglobulin superfamily, member 8 (gene igsf8). Lineage: Eukaryota; Metazoa; Chordata; Actinopteri; Labriformes; Labridae. The record is from RefSeq and is a predicted model, not a curated record. The transcript is spliced from 8 exons. Bases 272 to 2191 code for a protein of 639 amino acids.